Messenger RNA from Gadus chalcogrammus (walleye pollock), 3643 nucleotides. It is a transcript of the gene mastl, whose product is annotated as microtubule associated serine/threonine kinase-like. The coding region runs from base 202 to 2688 and encodes 828 amino acids. Gene Ontology annotation, molecular function: protein serine/threonine kinase activity; ATP binding. The record is from RefSeq and is a predicted model, not a curated record. NCBI's taxonomy places the organism in Eukaryota, Metazoa, Chordata, Actinopteri, Gadiformes, Gadidae. Gene Ontology annotation, biological process: peptidyl-serine phosphorylation; intracellular signal transduction. Gene Ontology annotation, cellular component: nucleus. The transcript has 13 exons.
UUAUCCAGAAUCGCGUAAUUUGAGUUCAAAAGCCUCUGCUUUGGCACAGGCAGUGCGUCAAACACCGUCUCUCAGGACCCACAGCAGAAGUGCGGAUUUCAAAUUUUCAAAACAAACCUGACUUGUUUGGACGUGUUUACCACAUGAAGCCGAGCGAAGCACACCGCCUUUUCUUAUUACACAGAACUUAAAAAUAACAACAUGGACGCAAAAGAGAAGCACCCUGAAGAUGAAUCAAACUCAAUUGUAAAGCCAUAUGAUCCACGAAAGCCAGCUUCCAUCGAUGACUUCAUGAUCCUGAAGCCCAUCAGCCGGGGAGCCUUUGGAAAGGUGUACCUUGCACGGAAAAAAUGCAAGCCAAAUGCUCAGCUCUAUGCCAUCAAGGUGAUGAGGAAAGCCGACAUGGUGGAUAAGAACAUGACGGGCCAGAUGAAGGGAGAGAGAGAUGCCCUGGCCAUCUGCAAAAGUCCCUUUGUGGUCCACCUGUACUACUGCCUUCAAACGGCCACUAAAAUCUUUCUGGUCAUGGAAUAUCUCAUUGGUGGCGACGUUAAGUCUCUUCUCCACAUCUAUGGUUAUUUUGACCAGGAUAUGUCUGUGAAAUACAUUAUAGAAGUAUCACUGGCGUUGGACUAUCUGCACCGUCACAAUAUAAUACACAGGGACCUGAAACCUGACAAUAUGCUGAUCUCCAACGAAGGACACAUCAAACUGACCGACUUUGGUCUUUCUAAAGUUAAGCUGGAUAGAGAGCUGAAUCUGUCAGACAUCCUGACCACCCCUUCCCUGGCCAAGCAGGAUAAACACUACUCUCGAACCCCUGGCCAGGUCCUCUCCUUGAUCUGCUCUCUAGGAUUUAACACACCAGAAGCGGAGUACCGGCGCAGCUGUAGCGCGUCAGCGGUGCCCAGCCCCAUGUCAUGUGACCGCGCCGAGCGCAAGAAGCAGGCCCUGUGCUCGCUGCAGGUCAAGAGGAAGAAGAAUCGAAUGUUCGGGCCCGGUGGCUCCUCCCAGAAACGCGCGGCCAUGAAGCGCAUGUUCAGCCCGCACUACCUGGGCAAGAACCUGGCCCCCACGCUGCUGAAGACCCGGCGGAGGUUCGAGACCAUGAGCGCCGUCAGCAACACCGAGUCGGAGGGCGAGUGCAGCCCGCUGUGGGAGUGUGAGGAGAAAGAAAACCAACCUGUAAGCAACAUGGCCGUGGGCGAGGGGCCUUCCGACACCCAGCCGACGAAGACCGAGUCCGUCUGUCCCGAUGCAGACCGGGGCCUCGAACUGACCUCGUCCGAUAAGUUCAAGUUCUCAGCCGAGGCGGCCUCCGGACCGCCCGCACACCCCACCACCGCACCCCAGGGGAACGACCCCCAACCGGGGUCGGACGGUCAGGCGGCCAGCCCGGCGCCCGGCAAGAGGACGUUCUCGGACGUGGAGAAGAGCCCCGAGGCGGCGGCGGGGGCGGCGGGGACCCAGGCCAAGCGGGCCAACACGGCCUACGAGGGGGCCUUCCAGACCCCCCCGGAGGAGAGGUCCUCGGGGCUCACCGGGGCGUUCUCCACCGUCCUCCUGGAGGACCUCAGGGCUUCCCCCGGCAUCUCCAGCCCGCUCGGCGUCACCAAGAACCUCUUCGGCGAGCUGCACGACCCCGCGGAGGACGUGUUCCUGGCCCCGGGGCCGGAGGACUCCAGCUUCACCUCGGACCAGGAGCUCUGCCGCAACCUGUGCCUGGACUCGGACGGCUCGCAGAACGAGAGCUCCGUGCUCGUCGGCGAGAGCCCCACGUCGGAGGCCUCCAGCCCGUCCUGCCGCCGCCGCUCCACGCCGUCCCCGGGCGCGGAGCGCACCGGGGGCCGUGAGGCCUCGACGGAGCCCACCCCGCAGAGGCCCAACCUGUUCCGCCGGGGGGAGCUCCAGUCGCCCUGCCUCGGCCGAGUGCCGGCGGGCACGACCACCCCGCCUUCGGCCGCCCAGUCGCCGUGCUUCCUGAAGCCCCGGCCCGGGGUGGCGUUCCGCAGCUACUGCAGCUCCAUCAGCCGCUCCAACUUCUCCAGCCACUCGGUGGAGUCCAUGGACACGUCCUCCAUGCCGUCCUUCGUCACGGGCGGCGUCACGCCCGUCCAGAGGACGCACAGCUCCAACGGCUCCCGCUAUCAGACGCCCCAGCCCAUGACGCCGUCCCACACCCCCUUCAGGACCCCCAAGAGUGUUCGCCGGGGCCCCGUGCCGGCCCUGGGGGCCCAGAUACUGGGCACCCCAGACUAUCUGGCCCCGGAACUCCUGCUGGGCAAACCGCACGUUUCAGGAUACGGUUGUUGUGACUUCAUGGUGGACUGGUGGGCCCUGGGGGUGUGCCUGUUUGAGUUCCUCACGGGCGUGCCCCCCUUCAACGACGAGACGCCGCAGCUUGUCUUCCAGAACAUCCUCAACCGAGACAUCCCGUGGCCAGAGGGAGAGGAGGAGCUGUCCGGGAACGCCAGGAGCGCCAUCGAGAUCCUGCUGACCAUGGACGUGACCAAGCGAGCCGGCCUCAAGGAGCUGAGCGGCCACCCUUUGUUCGAGGGCCAGGACUGGGACGACAUCCAGAACCAGGCCAUGCCCUUUGUCCCCCAGCCGGAGAACGACACGGACACGUCCUACUUUGAGGCGAGGAACCAGGCCCAGCACCUUGUCGUGUCCGGGUUCAGCCUCUAGAGACCCCCCCACACCUGGGUUCAGCCUCUAGAGACCCCCCGCACCUGGGGUCAGCCUCUAGAGACCCCCACGCCUGGGUUCAGCCUCUAGAGACCCCCGCACCCGGGUUCAGCCUCUAGAGACCCCCGCACCUGGGUUCAGCCUCUAGAGACCCCCACGCCUGGGUUCAGCCUCUAGAGACCCCCGCACCUGGGUUCAGCCUCUAGAGACCCCCGCACCUGGGGUCAGCCUCUAGAGACCACCACGCCUGGGAUCCUUUUGGGUUUUACAGGCAGAGGCGAUUUUAAUUUUAGCAUUUGAUUAUCCUUGGGUGGUGGGGGGGGCGUGUGUGUGUGCGUGUGUGUGUGUGUGUGUGUGUGUGUGUGUGUGUGUGUGUGUGUGUGUGUGUGUGUGUGUGUGUGUGUGUGUGUGUGUGUGUGUGUGUGUGUGUGUGUGUGUGUGUGUGUGUGUGUGUGUGUUUCUGUAGUUUUAAAAGGUUUUAGCAACGGUUUCACUAGGAAUAAAUGUAGGUCGAAAAGACUUGGAACAGGAGACUAUAUUUGUCUUAAUAUUUUUUCUUUUAACCAAACGAUUGGAUGGUUCUAAAUCUCUAGUGAAUAUUGCUUCAUGAUAAUGUAUUGCUUGCUACUGUAAACCAGUUGCCCUCGUUUUUAACAUUACAGUUGUCUAACGAUAUGUGUUUAGAAUGGAUCAUUAGUGGUCUCCUCUUCAACAUCAAUAAGUAGUUCUUUGUUAAUAAGCAGCUUGUAAAAAAAUAAGGAAAUCAUUAAUAUAUUCAUGUUGUAUAGUACCCAUGCACUUCUUCAUUUUUAAAGUAAACGUCUUUUCUUGUAUCGUGUUUUAAAAGAUUUACAGUUUAUGAAGGAAAUGGUUUUCCUUUAGUAAUGGUCACCGAAUGCUGUAGCUGCUCAUAAAGUUUUAUGUUUCUCUACGUGACAAUGACAAAUAAAAUGGA